This is a messenger RNA of Lepus europaeus (European hare), 2163 nucleotides long. RefSeq names its product SLX9 ribosome biogenesis factor (gene SLX9). Bases 51 to 707 code for a protein of 218 amino acids. Gene Ontology annotation, cellular component: preribosome, small subunit precursor; nucleolus; 90S preribosome. NCBI's taxonomy places the organism in Eukaryota, Metazoa, Chordata, Mammalia, Lagomorpha, Leporidae. The record is from RefSeq and is a predicted model, not a curated record. The transcript is spliced from 6 exons. Gene Ontology annotation, biological process: maturation of SSU-rRNA from tricistronic rRNA transcript (SSU-rRNA, 5.8S rRNA, LSU-rRNA).
CUUCCGGCGGCUGUUGGCUCUGGCGGCCGUGCCGGGGCGUCCCGCGGAAGAUGGGGAAAGUGCGGGGGCUGCGGGCGCGGGUGCACCAGGCUGCCGUGCGGCUCGCGGGGGAGGCCGCGGCCGGCCCCGCGCCCCCGGCCCCGGACGCGGCCCUUCCGCAGGCGUCGGCCGGCGGAGCGGCGGGCAAGGACUGGGCUUUUGUCCACACCGACAUCUUUGCCAAGACCAAGAUCGACCCCAGUGCCCUGGUGCAGAGGCUGGAGCUGGACGAGAGGAGCGUCACGGCAAUCAGGAGAGGAGCUGAGGUCAAGGCUGUUCUGCCCAAGAAGGAGAAGUUGAGGCUGCGGCGUGAGCGCUGGCUGCAGAAGAUCGAAGCCAUCAAGCUGGCUGAGCAGAAGCGCCGUGAGGAGCGGAGGCGCCGGGCCACCGUGGUGGUGGGGGACCUGCACCCACUGAGGGACGCCCUGCCCACGCUGCAGGAGCUGGGGGCCCCCAGCCAGCCUCACACCAGAGGGCGGCAGAGCAGCAAGCCCAGGCCAGCGGAGCUCAGCCGGAUGAGUGCGGCCCAGAGACAGCAGCUCCUCGAGGAAGAAAGGACCCGGUUUCAGGAGCUACUGGCCAGUCCAGCCUACAGAGCCAGCCCCCUGCUGGCCAUCGGGCAGCAACUGGCCCACCAGCUACAGCUGGAAAGCAGCAGCCAGCUGUGACCAGCACACCAGUGUGUCCUGAGCUCCGCAGGACGCACACGGACCGUGUCUCAAGCCUGGAAGAGGGAAAACACACACCCCUCCUGGGGCGCACACACACACACACGACACACACCCCUCCUGGGAGCACACACAGAGAAUGCCUCUGUGCCACAUACACACACACCCCUCUUGGGAGCACACACACACACACACCCCUCCUGGGAGUGCAUACACACACACACACACGUCUCUGACAGCUAGCCUAGGGGGGGCAGGAGGCCUGGCUGUGAGGGGCCUGCAGUGCACUGUGGGCUCACUUCCUCAUCCCAGAGGCCCCUACACUCACAGGCCUCCCGGCUGAGAGGGGUGCUGACGUCACGUGUCUGGGAAGGCCGCCUACGGGUGUAGAUGUCUCAUCCGUGAGUGGUCCAGGGACCUGUCGCUGUCACUGAUGGAGAGAGCACCUAGGGGCGGGGCCUGCUGCUUGACUGUCUUCCGUUGGCCCUGUCUUGGCUUUCAGCUCCGCUGCCUGCAGUGCCCUGGUCGGUUCCGGGCCACUCAGUUGCCUCAGUCACCAAGUGUCCACCCCAUCGUGGGCUCCUCCUGCCCUUCUCUGGACUCCCUCUGGCCUCGGUGCUGCUGAGCCCCGGCUGCCUCUGCCGACCACGGCAGAAUGCCCUCCUGGUGCACGGGGAUUGGAGCAGGCCCAGCCUGGCCUUGGACCCUUUGCUGCGUCUGAGGGAGACAGAGUCCCUUGUGUCCCUGAAGCCGCCGUCAGCCAGGAGACAGUUGCACUGCCCUGGCAGAAGCCGUUCGUGAAGCAGCAGUGGUGACAAGCCCAUGACCGUGGUGAGGUAAGCGCCGGGCCCAGAGCCAGGCGUGCGUGCAGAUCUCACAGUGUGCCUGGAGCGGGCUCGUCUGAGCUGUGUCAGCCCGUGGCAGGGCUGUCCCCACCCAGAGUCCACAUGGGUCAGUCCUGGGCCUCUCCCGGAGCUGUCUCCAGAUCUGGGGUCAGCACAAGGGCCCCUGAAGGCUCGUCCUUGGCUGGGUUAGUGUUCUGAGAAACACCCCCACCCCACCGGCUUCCCAGGCUCCAGGGGACUCCAGUCUGACCGUGGCUUGUGCCCACCUGCUCCUGACACUUGGCACCAGAACUCAUGACUCUGGCGUAGAAACUGGUGCCUCCCCUCGGGGGUCCUUCAUGGGAGAACAGACCACGUGUGGCCAGGAUGGGGCCUCAGCCAGGGGACAUUGCAGCCGGCCCCUGCAAAGUCUGCUGGGCGUCCAGGCCUCGCACCUGGGUGCUGGCCAUGCUGUGUGGGAUGGCCCUGGAGGAGCAGGAUUGCUGGGCAGAGUGGCCCGGGAAGGAGCCGCACGCUUGCUCUGCCUGGGCACAGACAUCCCAGGACGGCGGGGACACGGGCUGGGGACUGCUGUUGUGCGUUUCUAAUAAAUCCGAGAGGGGCUUCGUGAA